AUGAUCGACCCUGACUCUCUGACUAAUAUUGAAAUUCAAAAAAGAAUUAAUUUAAAAUCUUACUUCUUGGUCGAAAAUGAAAAAGCAAAUCAUGAUAUUUGGAAAAAUGAUAUCUCAUUAAUUGCAAAAAAAGAUCAGAAUGCCGUUACUCAAAUUCUAGAAGGAUGGGCAGCUUGUAAUUAUUGUUAUUAUGCUUAUCGAACACAUUCAAAGAUAGAUAAGCUAAGUUUACUUUCUCUUUCUUUUUAUCUAAUUUUUGAAUGUUUCAGUGAGUCAAAAACGAAAGCACAAGCAAGUUCUCAACAACAGCGGUUGUCUUCAUCCUCCUCCUCUCAUCCUUUACAACCGAAAUUUGCAUUCAAUAAAAGGGCAUUACCAGAAAAAUACAAGCUAAAAUUGAAAGAUUCUGAAUUGAAGUUUGUCGUAGCCGGAUCUCAUUCAUUGCAUUCGUUAGAAAAUGAUGGACUAAUUCAAUUAGUACAAACAGUAAUUGAAAUAGGAGCCAGUUUUGGAUUGGUUGAUGUUCGUGAUGUGUUUUAUGGAAGAAAGACUAUACGGGAAGAAGCAAUUGUGAAGUUUGAAGAUUAUAUUCAAUUUAUACGUGCUAUACUUGAUGAACCUGUAAAACAACAUUGUCUUGCAGCAACCUGUGAUAUAUGGACUGAUGAUUAA
Molecule: messenger RNA, 672 nt
Organism: Didymodactylos carnosus
Lineage: Eukaryota; Metazoa; Rotifera; Eurotatoria; Philodinida; Philodinidae
Source: the annotation of a GenBank genome assembly